Molecule: messenger RNA, 2760 nt
Organism: Ascochyta rabiei
Lineage: Eukaryota; Fungi; Ascomycota; Dothideomycetes; Pleosporales; Didymellaceae
Exons: 1
Coding region: 1-2760 (919 amino acids)
Biological process (GO): transmembrane transport
Molecular function (GO): transmembrane transporter activity
Source: RefSeq, a predicted model, not a curated record
AUGGACCCCUUUCAGGAUCCAGGGCCAUCUCACUCUCACAACAACUCCCAAGACCACAUGGCUUCAACCCCAGGGCGCAAGCGCGUCGUCUGGUGCUCUGAUACUGCCGCCGAACGUCCUACGUCAACGGCUACGCCUGAGGAGGCCAACACAGGUUCAGCCGGUUACAACACGCCCCUCCAGAGGGCGGAUCUCUCGCAGGAUGAUCUCAGAAAGAUGCGAGAGUCUAUCAAGAUUGCUCUCUCAGAAGAGUAUCCACAGGAAGCUAGUACAACACCCCCCACUCGUGAAGUGCAGCGACCACGCCCAGCCAUACGAAAAGCUCCUCGCACACCACCAGAGUUCUACCUUAAUGAUGAGCCCAACCCCUUUGAGGAUGAACUCGAUCGCCAGAACCCAGUCAAUAAGGCCAAAGAACGAUCAGGACUGGAGGCCCACCGACGAGCCGCCAAGCUCUCUCAAUCAAUGGGCACUUACUCUGCUCCAGUUUCUCGUCGCAACUCGCAGGGCCAGAUGACACCACCCUCGGUGGAACUCCAAAGCAUGCCCGCCUCGUAUGAACACACCGCUGAGAACAGCGAAGACGAAGAUGGCGGUGAAGACCCUCAGUUCAUGAAGCGAGCAUCGAUGUUGCUACGCAACCACACUAUUCGAAACGGCAGCGUAGACCCCGCAUUCAGCAUAGAAGAUCUCUAUCAUUCCGAGCCUCCCCUCCAGUCUGGGCAAGUCAGUCCCACAAACGCUGUCGAGAUUGAGGACGAGCAUGUUGCACGCCCACAAAAGUAUCGAACUGGUGUUCUUGGAACGCUGCUGCAGGCCUCGACCGCUGCUGCACAAGCUCCUGUUACCGCGGGCCGCUCUGGCAAAUCCUCUCAUUUGAGAAACCUUAGCGCAGGCUACACUUUCAGUGGGGCUUCGACCGCAGCCAACUCCCCCAACUCAUCCCCACCUCGGUCAGGGGCUACGACGCCUCGUAGCAAGCCCUGGUACAGCCGUCACCACAACCAAUCCACGAACUCCAUUUCUCAGCUUGUCGGCACAUCUGCUCGGAGCUUUGCCGCGCCUUCUCAGCAGGACUUGGGCAAUGAGUUCGACGAGCGAGUCAAGAAGACACGUCCUGGUAUGGGCAAGCGUUCGAAGUCUGACGAAUCAGUCAAGAGGUCCAACAAGCGUCGCGACCGUGACUUGAAGAUCAAGAUUCACAUUGCUGGCACUCUAGCACGUCAAAGCUACCUUCGCAAGCUCUGCAAAGCCCUGAUGAUGUAUGGUGCGCCCACUCAUCGCUUGGAAGAGUACCUCAACAUGUCAGCGCGUGUUCUGGAGAUCGAAGCCCAGUUCUUGUACAUGCCUGGUUGCAUGAUCUGCGCCUUCGACGACACAUCGAUCCACACCUCUGAAGUCAAGCUUGUGAGGACAACACAAGGUGUUGAUCUCGGCAAGCUACGCGACGUUCACGAGAUCUACAAGGAUGUUGUUCACGAUCGCAUGGGUGUUGAUGAAGCAACCCCUCGCCUGGAAGCCAUCAUGGGACGUAAGAACAAGUUUGGCCGCUGGCCCAGAGUGCCUGUGUACGGUCUGGCUUCCGCCACUGUCGCUCCCUAUGCCUUUAACGCUCGACCCAUCGAUCUUCCGUUCUGCUUUGUAUUGGGUUGCAUAAUUGGCUGGCUGCAGCUGAUCGUCGCACCUGGCAACGAGCUCAUCAGCAACGUCUUCGAGAUUGGUGCUGCCGUCAUCACGAGCUUCAUUGCUCGCGCCCUUGGCUCCAUUCGUGGCAGCGAUGGCAAGGAAAUCUUCUGCUUCAGUGCUAUGGCACAAUCUAGUAUCGCCCUCAUUCUGCCUGGUUUCAUGGUUCUCUGCGCUUCUCUCGAACUCCAGAGUAAACAUAUCGUAGCGGGGUCCGUACGCAUGGUGUACGCUAUCAUCUACUCCCUCUUUCUCGGUUUCGGCAUCACCAUCGGCACUGUUCUUUAUGGAAUGAUGGACAAGAAUGCUACCUCGGCGACAACCUGCCGCAACCCCAUGUCCUCGCACUACUACUACCUCUUCGUUCUUGCUUUUGCGCUCUGCCUUAUGGUUGUCAACCAGGCAAAGUACAAGCAAAUGCCCUCUAUGGCCAUUAUUGCGCUCAUCGGCUACGUUGUCAACUUCCACAGCUCGCAGUACUUCAAGGCCAACGCACAAGUUUCCAACACCCUCGGCGCGCUGGCUAUUGGUAUCGCCGCCAAUGUACACGCUCGUUUCGGACGCUACGUGGACAACUGGAGUCUGGAUACCUGGGAGAACAAGCUACGUCCGCGUGUCAUGGCGCUGCGCAAGAAGUAUCUGCGCAACCGCCACGGCGCGAUUCGAUCCUUGCCCAAAAUCGAGCGCUCAGAGUACAACGCCACCCACAACGACAGCACAACGCACUCCCGCGCGAGCUCUGUCAGCGACUUCGUGCCGCACACGCGCAAGAUUGGAUACGGCCUUGCUGCCGCUGCCAUGUUGCCCGCCAUCUUCGUGCAGGUCCCCUCUGGUCUGAGUGUGCAGGGCUCGCUUGUGUCUGGCCUCAACUCCGCGGAUCAGAUAACGAGGAACACGACCACUGCUGCGACUGUCAGUGCCGCGGAUGUGACAGCUAGCAGCACGCUCAACAGUAUUGCACUCAACGUUGGUUUCUCGGUCGUGCAGAUUGCCAUUGGUAUUACAGUUGGUCUGUUCUUGGCAGCGCUCAUUGUGUAUCCGCUUGGCAAGAGGAGGUCUGGUCUUUUCAGUUUCUAG